UGUAAUUUAAUAAAUAACAAAAAUUAUAAUAUUUACAACAAACAAAAGGAAAAGAAAGAUUGUUAAAUCAACUAGACAAAGAUGAUGUUGAAUAUAUAACAAUAGAAAAUACAAUUCAGUCAAUUCCUUUUGUUACAGGUUCUAAGUACAGCAGCAUUUCACGUUGUUGAAACAAUGUACAGAAGCUAUUUCAUAAUACAUUGUAUUGCGUAAUAUAGAUAGUAUAACUUAUAUAGUGUAGAUAGUGUUUCCAACAUGUGAUUAAUGCAAAGAGAGAAAUAGUUUUUUAGUAAUAUAUAUUUGUUAUCAACACAUGCAUUCAUUUUUAAAAAUAUAUAUAUAUAAAUGGAUAAAGGAAUCUCUAUAAACUUCUAAUGUAAAUUGUAAAAUUGAAAAGAUUAACAGAUGGUAAAAAUUUUCCACUAUGUUAAUUUUCAUUUCUCUCGACACUGUACUUUCAAACUACGACAAUUUUUCUCAAACCAUUUUGUCUUUCCACCACCGGGCUCCUACUUCUUCAGAACUUCACAGAGGAUUUACAAUAUCGUGAAUCAUGCAUAACUCGUUGAUCACAUACAUUACGUACGUAAGUAAUAGAUAAAGACGUAUAAUAUAGCAAUAUUCUCUUUCCUCUUACUCACGAAACAAUAUCACUGUAAUGCAUAACGAAUAUAACGUUAUAUGCACGAGUAGAGAAGGAUCAAAGAGAGAGAGAAAGAGCAAUUGAAUUUGAAAAGUUUUUCGAUAAUUAAUAGAUAGAUUUCCCCCUCUAUAAAUUGCGUCGAAUUGGAUAUAUCCGAUUGGAUCCAAUAUGACUUUAAAAUACCGUGGAGACGUUUCGUUCAGUUUAGCCACGUUUUUUCUAAGGGUCGUCGGCUUUUGGCUGGCCAGCAGUCGCCUCGAGGAAUGGUUCGGGAACGCAACAGUGAUGUACAGUAUAAUCACUAUCAUUUUUUCCAUGUGGGUACAAAUGAGAGGGCUUUACUUCUCUUGGGGAGACUUUGGCGUAUGCACUUUCAUCGUGUGCAAUAGUUUGGGACUAGUAAUGGAUCUAUUAAAGAUAUUGGUCGUGUUUGUACAUAAGAAGAAGUUUCUUGGUUUGAUCGCAUACAUGCAGAAGAAUUUCUGGCACUUGGAUUACGAUCAACGUGAAAAUUCUAUCAUAGCAGAUGCGAGGCAACUGUGCGUCUACUUUGUCUGCGUCUUUUCAUUCUUCUCUCAGUCCACAGUUUUUUCUUAUAUGUUCAUGCCAAUGAUAUCAAAUAUUGGGAAGAAUGAAUCGGAUAGGAUACUUAUAUUUAAUAUGUGGCUAGAUCUGCCAUUGUCUAUGUCGCCAUAUUUUGAAAUAAUUUACGUGAUACAGGCUUUGUGUUUGUAUCAAGUUGGAAUAUGUUAUCUUUGUGUGGACAACAUGUUUUGCAUCAUGUGCCUACACUUAGCUAGCCAGUUUCGUAUAUUGCAAUAUAGGCUAGCCAAUGUAUCGAAUGUAGAAGAUGAAGAAGGUGUCGAGGAAAACAUGAAUUCUUCGAACAGAUGUUACGCCAUAUUAAAAAAUUGCAUUCGAUAUCAUCAAGCUCUAAUUCAAUUCUCCAUCACGCUCGAAGAGAUAUUUACAAUAAUUACGCUUGGACAAGUUCUAAUAUUUAGCACGUUAAUUUGUUUCGUCGGAUAUCAAGUGCUUUUGGUGAAUAUGACUUUAUCAUGGAGAAUUUCCUUCCUAUGUUUCUUAAUAACAAACAUGUGUCAACUAUGGAUGUUCACCUACAGUUGCGAUUGCAUGACACGAGAGAGCGUGAAUGUUGCCUCGGCUGUGUAUUGCAUACCGUGGACACGUAUACCAAUGGAUAAAUUUGGAAAAAUGAUACGAAAAGAUUUGCAAUUCAUUGUCGUAAGAUCUAGACGUGCUUGUUGUCUAACGGGUUGUGGCUUCUUUGACAUAUCUCUUGAAACUUAUACCAAGAUCAUGAGUACAGCUAUGUCAUAUUUCACUAUAUUAAAACAACGGAUCGUAGAAGUAGAAAAUACAUAAUUCCUUCACUUUUAAAGUUGCAUAUGUAUACAAGAAGUAUAUAAAUAAUUGGUGAUACGAUCAAAUGAUAAGUAAAAUGAGGUUUUCUCUUUCUUUUCUUUUCAAAAAUUUCAUUACACAUCCGUAAAUAAUAUCGAAUAUGCAUAUUUAUA
Apis mellifera (honey bee) is the source of this 2181-nucleotide messenger RNA. Its product is annotated as odorant receptor 13a. The record is from RefSeq and is a predicted model, not a curated record. The transcript has 6 exons. Gene Ontology annotation, molecular function: olfactory receptor activity; odorant binding. Gene Ontology annotation, biological process: sensory perception of smell; detection of chemical stimulus involved in sensory perception of smell. Gene Ontology annotation, cellular component: plasma membrane. Lineage: Eukaryota; Metazoa; Arthropoda; Insecta; Hymenoptera; Apidae. The coding region runs from base 812 to 2029 and encodes 405 amino acids.